Peronospora matthiolae is the source of this 237-nucleotide messenger RNA. The record is from the annotation of a GenBank genome assembly. Lineage: Eukaryota; Oomycota; Peronosporomycetes; Peronosporales; Peronosporaceae.
AUGACUCGCGCCGCGUCGGUUAGUUCGUCAGUUAGCAGCUUUAUCUGCUCCAAGAGCGCAAUAGAGAGUGCGCCGCAGCGUCCGUGUCGCUACUCGCGCAAACAAAGCCAGGACGAGCUCCUUCGUGGCGGAACAUUUCUGGACCUUCAGCAGUCGCUUCCCCUUUCACGUAGCAAGAAACGCCUGGACAAUGUAUCGACUCAGACGGGGCAUCAUCAAGUCUCCACUUGCACGUAG